Colossoma macropomum (tambaqui) is the source of this 1071-nucleotide messenger RNA. RefSeq names its product myosin, light chain 6, alkali, smooth muscle and non-muscle (gene myl6). The record is from RefSeq and is a predicted model, not a curated record. Lineage: Eukaryota; Metazoa; Chordata; Actinopteri; Characiformes; Serrasalmidae. The transcript has 7 exons. Gene Ontology annotation, molecular function: structural constituent of muscle; calcium ion binding. Gene Ontology annotation, cellular component: myosin II complex. The coding region runs from base 93 to 548 and encodes 151 amino acids.
CCCUGCUGCUGUGUGUCGGCGGACCUCGCGCAGUCCGGGCUCCAACGGUCUACAACCCUCAGCCUGCCCCACCUCACCUCUCAGCCGGCGCAAUGUCUGACUUUUCGGAGGACCAGAUCAGUGAGUUUAAGGAGGCGUUCCUGCUCUUUGACCGGACAGGCGAUGGGAAGAUCAGCUACAGUCAGUGUGGGGACGUGAUGCGCGCUCUGGGCCAAAACCCUGUCAACGCUGAAGUGCUCAAAGUGCUCGGCAACCCCAAGGCUGAAGAAAUGAACAUAAAGAUGCUGGACUUUGAGCAGUUCCUGCCCAUGCUCCAGGCCAUCGCCAAGAACAAGGACCAGGGCUCUUUUGAGGACUUUGUGGAGGGGCUGAGAGUGUUUGAUAAAGAGGGCAAUGGCACAGUGAUGGGUGCUGAGCUGCGUCACGUUCUGACCACCCUAGGUGAGAAAAUGACAGAAGAGGAGGUGGAGACUCUCUUGGCAGGGCAUGAGGAUGCUAAUGGCUGCAUCAAUUAUGAAGCCUUUGUGCGCCACAUCAUGGCCGGCUGAGUGGAGGAACUCGUAAGGAUGGUCAUGAGCGGUUGAAGAUUUAAAAAAAAAACACAAGUUUAUUUCUUUCUUUUUUUUUUUCUUUUUGUCCCCUCCUUUCUUUUUUUUUGUUAUGUAUGUGUCCAUGGCUGCAUUGUAUUCUUAAGUGCCUUCAAUCUGUUUGUUUUACAUUGCCAUUCCUGAAACAUCCAUGGAACGUUUUUCUUUUUCCAGGGAAGUUUCUGAAUGUUAAUUCCUGUACAUCUUCCAUGGAGUUAAGACAGAAGUCUUAAUGCUUUACGUCAGGCAUUGCAUUCCACUAUAACAUUUCCAACCUAUUGGUCCAGUGUGUUCUGAUCCUGCUCACCCAGUCAUUGUGUUUUAUACCGAAAAAGGUGCAUGUAGACUCACUGUAAACUGGGGCAGGGUAACCAUGAUAUCCGAAUCAUUCGUCUGUUAGUAGCUGACCCUAAGCCCCUCCCCAUUACCUGUUGUAUUGUUCAAGUGUAAAUUAAUAAAUACUCAGAGGUUUUAAAAAAAAAAA